Molecule: messenger RNA, 1503 nt
Organism: Trematosphaeria pertusa
Lineage: Eukaryota; Fungi; Ascomycota; Dothideomycetes; Pleosporales; Trematosphaeriaceae
Product: 37S ribosomal protein-like protein S5
Exons: 2
Coding region: 76-1359 (427 amino acids)
Biological process (GO): translation
Cellular component (GO): ribosome
Molecular function (GO): structural constituent of ribosome; RNA binding
Source: RefSeq, a predicted model, not a curated record
CCAGUACGCGCAUUCUCUCACUUCCCUUCAUUGUGCGCCUUCAAUUGGCCUUCUUUCGAGCGGUAAGAGGGCGCAAUGAGCGUCUGCCGCUCCGUAAGAUGUCUGUUCUCCGCAGUCUCCCUCCCUAAACCUUCAUCCGCGCCGAAACGCUCCUUCCACGCUUCCGCCCCUCGAACAGCCCGUAGACGAAGACCACACUACCCCUCAAUAAAGGCGGAAGAUCUCAAGCUCCUCAAUCAAGCCGCGGAGACCCAAUACCCAAAAUAUGACACCUCCGAGACCGCUCUCCUUGCGAAACGCUACACCCCCGAGCAAAUCGCCGCCAUCAAAGCCGCGGAAUCCGCAAUCGACGCACGCGACGUGGUAACACAAGGCCAGAACAGAACAGACCCCUGGCUUCUUCCGUACGAAGACGACCUCGCAGAAGUUGAUCCCGUAACCGACCAUGCGCCCAAGCUCUCGCCCGAGGACAUCCCGGGCAAGAAGACCUUUCGCGAAGCCAACGAGGUCGAGCGCGACGAGGCUAUAGCCCGGAUCGCAAAUGAGAACCUGGCGAAGAUGUAUCCUGACGGUAUACCCGAGGGCCAACUGAACCCCAAGCAAGAGCAACAGCUGCAGGAAGCAAUGGAAGCCGCAUUCACGCAAGCUGCGCUCGACCCGCGUGCAACAUUUUACUCCGAGAAUCCGGCAGCCGCUCAAGCGCUCGCCGACACGCGGCAUUCCAUCGUGCAGCCGGAUCUGCCCCGUAUCGACAACAGAAUGGUGCGGCAAACCCGUCGCCUCUCCACUGAGGAGGCGGAAGAUCCGCGGCAGAAACGGCUCCUACAGUACCUCGACUGGGACAAGCAAAAGCUGCGCACUAUAAGGGUGAAGACGCUGGUGGUGCACAGUGUGACCAACCAGACGCGCAUGGGCAAGAUUCAAUCGCUGUACUUUCUUACGAUCGCAGGGAACCAGGAUGGACUGUUGGGUGUAGGAGAGGGCAAGAGCGUGGAGCCGGAAGAAGGGCGGAAGCAGAGUGUCAUGUCGGCAAUCCGCAACAUGCGGCCCAUUCCAAGAUAUGAGAACAGGACGAUAUUUGGCGAUUUGGAGAAGAAGGUUGGGGCCACAAAAGUGCAGUUGUUUGCGCGACCACCUGGUUUCGGUCUCCGCGUCCAGCAUCUAAUCUUCGAACUCGCUCGCGCCGCCGGCCUUCAGGACCUCGCUGCCCGCACACCGCGCUCACGGAACAAGAUGAACGUCAUCAAAGCCACAUGGGAGGCUCUAUGCAACCAGAAGCUACCAGAUGAGAUCGCAAGGGCGAGAGGGAAGAAGCUCGUCGAUGCGAGGAAGGUGUACUAUGGCGGAAGUGUACAUUAAGAGUGUUAGGUCACUGUAUGAUACGAGGCGGAUUCCGAAAGAUGUACGUUGUAUCAUACGCAUUCGCAUUGGGCGGGAGCGCAGCAUUGUAGAAAGCCCUUGUAGUAUAUCUCUACACAUACUGAAAUACUUGUUCAUUGCAUC